This is a messenger RNA of Vitis vinifera (wine grape), 1998 nucleotides long. Its product is annotated as 5-OH-xanthotoxin synthase. Lineage: Eukaryota; Viridiplantae; Streptophyta; Magnoliopsida; Vitales; Vitaceae. The transcript is spliced from 2 exons. Gene Ontology annotation, molecular function: monooxygenase activity; heme binding; oxidoreductase activity, acting on paired donors, with incorporation or reduction of molecular oxygen. The coding region runs from base 337 to 1827 and encodes 496 amino acids. The record is from RefSeq and is a predicted model, not a curated record.
UUCCCUAGAUAUCAGUUCUGUCAAGAGAGAAAAAAGAGAGGGACUCUCUUAUCCACGUAAUCGAUCAGCUGCCUGACUCCAAUCAUUUAGCCAAACCCAAAUUUUUGUUGUUAUGAUCCAACCACUACAGUCCCUUUUACAUCUGUGACAAACUGCCAAUUAAGUAUUAACAUUAAUUAGGCUUCCGAAGCAGGUCCAUUGGAUGAUAGGCUACGCUCAUCGGCCAACGCAAAUCAAAUACUGCAUCUGAUAGCCCAGUGCCAUUGAGGAGAGACUCCUUCAACAUUUUUGCAUAUCAAAGACUCUCAGCAGCUCCCCAAACCCCCUCAAACCGUGAUGAUAUUGCAUCUUAUCCUUUUAGCUCUCCCUCUCUUCCUCUUGUUUCUUGUUCGAAACCACAGAAACAAUGGAAGAACGCCCCUUCCACCAGGUCCUCCAGGGCUGCCCUUCAUUGGAAACUUGCUCCAGAUUAGUAAAACAGCUCCUCAUCUCUACCUAUGGCAACUUUCUAAACAAUACGGCUCCCUCAUGUUCUUACGCCUUGGUUUCGUGCCAACCCUAGUUGUUUCUUCUGCAAGAAUGGCAAAAGAGGUCAUGAAAACACACGAUCUUGAAUUUUCUGGCAGGCCUUCCAUGCUUGGCCUGAAAAAGUUAACCUACAAUGGCCUAUCUUUGUCUGUUGCUCCAUCCAAUGAUUAUUGGAGGGAAAUGAGAAAGGUUUGUGCUCUUCAUCUUUUCAAUUCUAAAAGGGUGCAAUCCUUUCGUCAUAUCCGGGAAGAUGAGGUUCUGGAAACGGUUAAAAAGAUUUCCAAGUUUGCUUCUGCUUCCAAGCUCACCAACUUAAGUGAGAUCUUAAUUCUUCUCACAAGCACCAUAAUCUGCAGGGUUGCGUUCGGUAAGAGGUACGAUGAUGAAGGAUGUGAAAGAAGUAGAUUUCAUGAACUCCUAGGUGGAGUUCAGACCAUGUCGAUGGCCUUCUUUUUCUCGGACCAUUUUCCUUUAAUGGGCUGGGUCGACAAACUCACAGGCAUGAUUGCUCGGCUCGAGAAAAUUUUCGAGGAAUUGGAUUUGUUUUGUCAAGAAAUCAUUGAUGAGCACCUGGAUCCAAAUAGAUCAAAGCUUGAGCAAGAAGACAUCACUGAUGUCUUGCUUAGACUGCAGAAGGAUCGUUCAUCUACAGUUGAUCUCACUUGGGAUCACAUUAAAGCUAUGUUCGUGGACAUAUUUGUCGCAGGAACAGAUACAAGUGCGGCCACAGUGGUUUGGGCGAUGACAGAACUAAUGAAGAAUCCCAUAGUGAUGAAGAAAGCACAAGAAGAACUCAGAAAUUUAAUCGGGAAGAAGGGCUUUGUGGAUGAAGAUGAUCUCCAGAAGCUUUCUUAUCUCAAAGCACUAGUGAAGGAGACGAUGAGAUUGCAUCCAGCAGCUCCAUUGCUGGUCCCGAGAGAAACACUUGAAAAGUGUGUGAUAGAUGGGUAUGAGAUAGCACCCAAAACCCUCGUGUUUGUGAAUGCAUGGGCCAUUGGAAGAGAUCCUGAGUUCUGGGAAAACCCAGAAGAGUUCAUGCCUGAGAGAUUCUUGGGUUCUUCCAUAGACUUCAAAGGACAGGAUUACCAGCUCAUACCUUUUGGAGGAGGACGACGAGUUUGCCCAGGGUUACUGCUAGGAGCUGUGAUGGUGGAGCUGACACUAGCUAAUCUACUUUACUCAUUUGACUGGGAAAUGCCUGCUGGAAUGAACAAGGAAGACAUAGACACCGAUGUCAAACCUGGUAUCACCAUGCACAAGAAGAAUGCUCUUUGCCUGUUGGCUAGGAGCCAUAUCUGAUGAAUAGGCAUGUAAAUAAAUAUGCAUAUCUUUUUAUUUGAUGUAAAAAUGGAAGACAAAAGGUCAUAUUACUAGGUUAAUUAAUUUGAAGUCUGUGUUGGAGGCAUCCUAUAAAAUUAGAAGUAUUAAUACAUAAUGAUCUAGAUACCUUAAUCUGGAUAAAUUUAUGAA